Asparagus officinalis (garden asparagus) is the source of this 2537-nucleotide messenger RNA. RefSeq names its product serine/threonine-protein kinase ATG1c-like. Gene Ontology annotation, cellular component: cytoplasm. Gene Ontology annotation, molecular function: protein serine/threonine kinase activity; ATP binding. Gene Ontology annotation, biological process: peptidyl-serine phosphorylation; autophagy. NCBI's taxonomy places the organism in Eukaryota, Viridiplantae, Streptophyta, Magnoliopsida, Asparagales, Asparagaceae. The record is from RefSeq and is a predicted model, not a curated record. The transcript has 13 exons. The coding region runs from base 158 to 2254 and encodes 698 amino acids.
UAGAAGAAUAGAAACGUACUGAAUCUCAUUUCUCGAUUUCUUAUCGUACAUUAGAAGAUUCUCCCAAAAAAGAAAAAGGAAAAAAAAUCCUUAAAAAAAUCCUUCAUCUUCUUCCUCCUCCUCUAAAGUUUGCCCUAAAAUUUCUAGGGUUUCGGCGAUGGCGAGCGCUCGAGUGGUCGGAGAUUACAUGUUUGGGCGUCAGAUCGGGUCGGGUUCGUUCUCGGUGGUGUGGCUGCUCGCGAGGCACCGGAUCUUAGGGUUCGAAGUCGCGGUGAAGGAGAUCGUGAUGGAGAAAUUGGGCAGGAAGCUGCAGGAGAGCUUGCUGUCGGAGAUCGUGAUCUUGAAGAAGAUCAAGCAUCCCAAUAUUAUAGCUCUCCAUGACAUAAUUGAGGCACCUGGGCGAAUAUAUCUUGUAUUAGAGUACUGCAGAGGUGGUGACCUGUCAAUGUACAUUCAAAGACAUGGAAGUGUUCCUGAGGCAACAGCAAAGCAUUUUAUGCAACAAUUAGCUGCUGGUUUGCAGGUUCUCCGGGAAAAUAAUCUGAUUCAUCGGGACCUCAAGCCACAGAAUCUUCUUCUCUCAACCUAUGAUGAGAAUUCUGUUCUGAAGAUUGCAGACUUUGGCUUUGCAAGGUCUCUUCAACCACGUGGUCUAGCUGAAACACUAUGUGGUUCCCCAUUAUACAUGGCUCCUGAAAUAAUGCAACUUCAGAAAUAUGAUGCAAAGGCAGAUCUCUGGAGUGUUGGUGCCAUUUUAUAUCAACUAGUGACAGGAAGAACACCGUUUAGUGGAAUGAACCAAAUUCAGUUGCUGCAAAAUAUAAUAAAGUCAAAUGAGCUACGUUUUCCUCCUGAUAAUAAUCUAAGUUUUGAUUGCAUUGAUUUGUGCCAGAAGUUACUUCGGCGCAAUCCAGUGGAACGAUUAACAUUCGAGGAGUUCUUCAACCACCAAUUUCUUUCACAACAACCACCAGAGGAAUCAUUAAGCCGAACAUCAUCAGACAUGAGAGAUGUGUUUCCAUCAGUUGAAAGCAGUCCUGCAAGGCCUUCAGUGGAGAGUUCACAGGAAGACUGCCUCCCAUUCAUUUUGGAUGAUGAAUCCAUUGGACAAGAUGGAAACCAAUCUGUGCUGAAGACCAGGGGUUCUGUAAGGCCCACUUAUGGAUUCUCUGUUGACAGCAAAGUGGAUAAAAGCCCUGUUAGCAGCCAGUCAAACAAUGUAGGUGUUGCUUCCAGAUUUAGCAGCUCCCUCAAGAAAAUGGAAAAUACCAAUUUUGGACAAGACACUCAUAUAUCACAGGAUAGAAAUGUGAAAGAGACCACUGCAUCUAGGAAAGAUUUUUCAAUUGUAGAUUCUUUGGAGUUUGUUGAUCAGGAGUAUGUACUUGUUCCUGGACCACCGUUGGAGAUGUCAUCUUCUUCAGUUAGUGCCUUGCCACCACGUAAUUCACCAGGCAAAUUAGAUGGUUCACCAAUUGUACCCCGAAAAAUGAGUUCUUUAAGUGCACCAGUGCCAAUAAGUGGUGCAGCAAUUAGCGAUAGGCUUGCUAUUGGAAGCCUAGAUAAUCGGAGUUCUCCAGCAUCUGGGACCUCACAAGGAUCCAUGGAUACUGGCGAUACUAUUGAACAACCAUCAGCCCACUGCAUGACAAGGAUCAGAUCAUUGCAGCAGUCUGCUUUUGUCAUAACUGAGCUGAUGAGGGAAGAGGUAGCAAAUGGGAGGAGAUUGGAGGCAUUUUCAAUUCAGCUAGUAAUUCUUGCAAUAUGGAAGCAAGCAUUGCACAUUUGCCAUGCUCAUGCUGCAUCGGCCAUAGAAGGCAGUCCAUCUCACAAAGCCAUCCCUAGUAGCAGAGGAUCUUACAGCAGCAGUGAUUCACCACUACCAGAUGCUCUUUGCUCACAAAUCGAAAAAGAUUUUCUUGUUGAGGUUGAGCAUGCUGAAGAACUCGCUAGAGAUAUGGGACAAGUUGAAGAAACUAUGGAGAUGCCUGACGCAAUUGAGAUAAUAUUCCAAUCUGCACUCACAUUAGGUCGACAUGGUGCUGUGGAUGAGAUGAUGGGGAACACAGAGAGAGCAGCAGCUCGUUACUCCAAAGCUGUGUGUUUGCUUCACUUUCUCCUUGUAGAAGCAUCAUCUCUAGUUCUCAAUCCACCAGUCUCCCUCACAAAUUCUGAUAGGUAUCGCCUUCGCUCCUAUAUCGACAUUAUCAGCAACAGACACAGCCAGUCAAGAUCAACCCUUCUCAAAGUGUGAAGAUCACCGGAACUCUCUGAAGCCAAUCAGUGGUUCUUUGUAAAUAUUCAUUUAUUUGCAUUUGUAAAGUGUUGAUUUGUUGAUGACCUAGUGUUGCGUGGUCGUUGCUAGUGUUUCUAUGCAACAUAGAUUCACAAUGUAAACAUGUAGUUGUCUGGUCUCGGGCUGCUGUUCAUUUUAUGUAACCGUUGUCCUCUAGGUAAGAAAGUGGAUGCGUCUGUGUUCCCUAACUAUGAAUUCUUUAUUUAAAUAUUUGACUUUUGUAGAUGGAAGUUCAUGUUUC